GUUGUCUUUCCUUUAUAUAUUUUCAAAAUGUCAAAUAUCUCCAAUGGACACUGCUGUUUGCUCAAAAAAGAUGAAAAGUUUUGGCGAAGUAGGAUCUUUGGUGCUGUUUGACAGUUUGAGCAUAUUAUAUCGAUCGAAUCCAAAGAUAGUAUAAGGGGUUGUAUGAAAUAUGUUUACAUUUUCAAACAAUGUAAUCUGGUAACAACUAGUCCAAUUUGAAGCAAAUGUAAAUGUAAAAUUGCCCAUAUAUUGUUGGGUUUUCUUUACAUUUUUUGACUUUCCAUUUUGUACUUCAACAUGAAAUUUCUUAGUGCAACGACAACGGUUCUCCUCUCUGUCAGUGCAGUGUUAGCCGAUUUUUUACCUCAACUUGCCAAUCGAGCACCAACUCAAGCAGAUGUUAAGGAACGUAUAGCCCCUCCUGCUAACGCUACAUUGUUUGACGUAUGGUACGCUAAAGGAAAUCGCAUCUAUCAGUGUAACCCUGAAUUGACAGGUUUCCUACAUUGGUAUAAUGUGCAAACACAUGCAUUCUUAUAUGCUACCAAUGGCGAAGAAGCUCCUUUCGAUAAGCCUGGCAGAGAAAUCGGUCAAAUAGCUGCUGCUCCCUUGAACCCAGAACAACAAAUGGCCAAUCCAAUUGAUACAACUCCCGUCAUUUAUGCCUACACUGACGGAUCAUGGGCAGGUACAACUAGACCAACCGCAACGACAACCAAAGAAGAGGAUAGAAUUGAACGUGGUGAUGGUGUCCAUUUGGAUGAUCACGUAGUCCCCGUGUCCAAAUCGUCCACAGAUGGCUACUUAUCUCAUGCCAAAUAUAUCGUUCGCCUUGGGUCUAUGAAUGGGGCAGUUCCCGCUCCUGAAGAAUGUGUUCGAAAGGGUCUGUUGAUAAAUCAGCCAUUCACAGCUUACUUUAUGUUCUACACAGAUAACGAAGGAUUAGCUCUACUCAAUGAAGAAAGAGCUGAGUGGGAAAGAAUGGUGAGAGAAUAUACUCCGGAAAACUUGGCUAUUCAACAUGAAGCUAACGAGGAAAGAGAACAUCCUUGAAAUAAUCAAAAGUUGAUUCUUAUGGUUGCUUAUAAAUGACAAUAAAAUGCUUUGAUUACUUUUUAGUAAGAUUAUCGACAUGAAGAU
Messenger RNA from Mycotypha africana, 1140 nucleotides. RefSeq lists its product as uncharacterized. Bases 298 to 1053 code for a protein of 251 amino acids. The record is from RefSeq and is a predicted model, not a curated record. NCBI's taxonomy places the organism in Eukaryota, Fungi, Mucoromycota, Mucoromycetes, Mucorales, Mycotyphaceae. The transcript is spliced from 2 exons.